Messenger RNA from Osmia lignaria (orchard mason bee), 6804 nucleotides. RefSeq names its product choline transporter (gene ChT). Gene Ontology annotation, molecular function: choline:sodium symporter activity. Gene Ontology annotation, biological process: choline transport; acetylcholine biosynthetic process; transmembrane transport. The record is from RefSeq and is a predicted model, not a curated record. Lineage: Eukaryota; Metazoa; Arthropoda; Insecta; Hymenoptera; Megachilidae. Gene Ontology annotation, cellular component: plasma membrane.
CCGCCAGUCCUCGACGACGAGAAGGAUACCUUGUGUUCAGUACGGGGUGGCCUCCACGACUGUUACGGACGUCGGGAACACGUCGUUCUCGCGUCAACGACACCGGCUGUCGUUCCUCCUCAGCUUCGAGUAUAUCUUUUCUUUUCUUUUCGUUUUUUUUUGUUCGUUCGUUGAUCGGUGAAUGAUUCAGUGAAUGAUUGUCGUGCAAAAGUGGAGGUGCGAUAUCGAAGUCAUCUCGACCAGUUGAAAGGUCAUUUGGUGAAUCUGUGAAGGACCAUACUGAUCCCGGUGAUCGGUACUGGUACCACGGACCAGGAAGGAUACCGAGGAGGAAGUAAAGGUAGCAGCAGAGGAAGUAGCAGGCUUGGUGAGUUGGGUGAAAAUCGAUGGCCAUCAGCGCCCAUGGGCGGCCUCGCGUUUAGAACAAGGAAUAGCCCCUCCCAGAAGACCUCGCUCCGGUGGGGCGAUUGCUGCCCCCCAAAUCCCAUCCCUCCAUCGUCGUCGGCCGUCUGGAAGGACCAUCACCAGGACAUGCCGUUGGUACCCGUGUGAGGCUGCCCCCCGCUACUGCGUGACUGUACCCCGCGGGGUCAUCAGAGGUAUCCGAAUUUCCCAAAGUCGGAUCGGCCGGCGAACCACCCGAACUUACGUCUACGUCAGUUCGAGUUCACCCAGGUGGACCCGUACUCCCCGAAGAUGAUCAACUUGGCCGGUCUUGUCUCGAUCAUUCUCUUCUACGUGCUGAUCUUAGCCGUAGGAAUAUGGGCGGCCAGGAAGAAGGAGGCCGGCAACAACUCCGAGGAGGAAGUCAUGCUAGCGGGUCGUUCGAUUGGAAUGUUCGUCGGUAUAUUUACCAUGACCGCGACUUGGGUCGGAGGUGGUUACAUCAACGGCACUGCGGAGGCCAUUUACACCAGGGGUCUUGUAUGGUGCCAAGCUCCUUUCGGAUAUGCCCUCAGCCUCGUUUUCGGCGGUAUAUUCUUCGCGAACAAGAUGCGAGAACAGGGGUACAUCACGAUGUUAGAUCCUCUUCAGGAUGCGUUUGGCGAACGUAUGGGAGGUCUACUGUUUCUUCCUGCCCUGUGCGGCGAGGUCUUCUGGGCCGCAGGUAUCCUAGCAGCUUUGGGUGCCACCUUGGCGGUUAUCAUUGACAUGGACCAGGGUUAUUCGGUCAUUUUGAGCGCUUGCAUCGCCAUUUUUUACACGCUCUUCGGAGGCCUUUAUUCCGUUGCAUAUACCGACGUUAUUCAGCUUUUUUGCAUUUUCAUUGGGCUGUGGAUGUGCAUUCCAUUCGCAUGGGCGAAUCCAAAAGUGGAAUCACUCAGUUCCAUGGACGUGGAUUGGAUCGGUGAAGUGGACUCAAAGGAGUACUGGUCAUACGUAGAUAACGGACUUUUGUUAAUAUUUGGUGGUAUUCCGUGGCAAGUGUACUUCCAACGUGUGCUGUCGUCGAAAUCGGCGACCAGGGCUCAGAUAUUGAGUUACGUGGCUGCGAUAGGCUGCAUCCUGAUGGCCAUCCCUCCUGUCCUGAUCGGUGCAAUCGCCAAAGCGACGCCCUGGAACGAAACUGAUUACAAGGGGCCAUAUCCUCUGACCGUGGAUGAAACAAGCAUGAUCCUACCGAUGGUCUUGCAGUAUCUGACGCCAGAUUUCGUUUCCUUUUUCGGAUUAGGCGCAGUAUCGGCGGCGGUGAUGUCAUCGGCCGAUAGUAGCAUCCUCUCAGCUAGUUCCAUGUUCGCCAGAAACGUGUAUAAAUUGAUCUUCCGUCAGAGGGCGUCGGAAAAAGAGAUCAUCUGGGUGAUGAGACUGGGGAUAGGCGUAGUCGGAGUGUUGAGCACGGUGAUGGCUCUGACGAUACCCUCGAUCUACGGCCUUUGGUCGAUGUGCUCGGACCUGGUCUACGUGAUCCUCUUCCCCCAACUGUUGAUGGUGGUCCACUUCAAAGAUAACUGCAACACUUACGGCAGCCUGUCCGCUUACAUAAUAGCUUUCUUGGUGAGGGUCAGCGGCGGGGAGCCGUUGUUAGGUCUGCCUGCGCUGAUCCACUAUCCGGGAUACGACGAGGAGACCAAGACCCAGACGUUCCCUUUUAGAACGAUGGCCAUGCUGCUGUCGUUGGUGACGCUGAUAGGCGUGUCGUACGGCACGCAGGUGGCCUUCCUGACCGGCAGGGUGGCGCCUGGUUACGACGUCUUCAGGUGCGUCGUCAACAUACCGGAAGAUGUCGAGAGGGUAGGCCCGGACCCGGCGGAAGGCGAACAAAUGGCCGUCCUGGCUGCUGGUGUCGGCAGACUGUACGGCAGCAAGGACGAAUCGAACGGACGAGUGAAUCCUGCGCUCGAGCCGGACUACGACAUGGAGCCGGGGUACAAAGCACCCGGGAUGAUGGAGGGCGUUGUGGGCGGAGGAGGCGGCGGAGGCGCUGGGGCGCACCUGGUGCCUCACGGACCGAAUGUGCCACGACAGCCGCAAUCCAGCACCGAGUUCUAAUCCCCCUGGUUCCGUGAUCGGAUGCUGUGACCAACAAUAAAUGCGGCGGUACAGGUCUGUUCUAGGUUUAUUCUUCUAGGAUAAUUAUGGGAGAUUUGGUACACCCUUGUUAUUUUAAAAUAGAUCACUCCGGGCUGUUACUUAAAGAUCGUUCAGACUAGGUUAGUAACUGGUGAAGGGAGAUGACCCAAAGCUUCUGGGUACCUAUCCCCCUUGCUAGUUAUUCACCUAAUCUGAACGGUCCUUUGUAGAAUGAGGAAUUUUCUUUAUUUUUCAAGAUUUUACACUUUUUUUAUACAAGUCAAGAAAUACUGCUUUACCGAAAUAGGUUAUGUUCGACGCAGUAGAGGUAAGACAGUAUGGCGUCUUUCUCGAGCGUUUGGAGAUUAGGUUUCUCAACUGUGCGCCAGCUAUCUCAUAAUUAUUCCUUCGUUUCAUCAUCAUCGUCCCUAUGCUUUGGAAGAGUUCUCUGUUUCUAGUAAAUUAGGACUAACAUUCUAUCGAUAAAUUAGAAGCGUGCCUGCUUUCGCUAGUAAAUACAGUAAAGAUUCAAUGAAAGCGAAAAAGAUCCGUUCGGUCCCGAGGGUUUCGAAUCUUUACUGUAGAAUCUUUACGUUUAAUUGGUUUUCAUUCAUUUCUCCUGAUUUCUCGCCCACGUCCAAGAAGCUUCGAGCCUAACCAAAGCCAAUCUGUUCCAAGUUUCAAACGAAUCUUCUUUCGUACAUUCGCGUUUAUACGUUAGCUACGGUGUCGUGUACCUGCUUGAAGAACGCUCGUUCGUGCUCUUACGUAGCGAAAGCAAUAGACGAAUAAAUAUAAAGGACAAUUUGGUGAGAGAGAAAGAGAUCGAACGGGCGAACAAGGAAUCGAAGAUUAAAUGCAAUACUUUAUAAGAACCGAAGCUUUUUGGAUAGUCGGAUCAGAUGAUUUUCGCCUGUACCGCCAAUUAGGCCUAGUAAAUAAACCUUGUUUCCUUUUUGAGAAGUAUAUAUAUAUGCGAUGUCUUCAGGUGCGUCGUGGUAUAUUAUAUUAUAUACGAAAGUAUGUUGUAUGUAUAUUUAGAGUUGAUCAAACCGCUUGGAGAGGAGUAACGUCUCGAUGCAUCGACCGAACUGUCCCCCUUUAUUAUUAAGUAGCUCAGUGAUCGUGACGAUUUCUCGAGAAAGUAUACUACUCGAUCGGUUAACGUAAUUAUUCAUUUAGGAUGACAGGCUGUUGAUGGCGGUUCUUAACCAUUCACUGUUAAACAAGUAAUUAAUAUUUAAAAAUUUUUAGUAUUUAAUUUCAAUUUGGGUCAAGAUUGACAUAGCUUACCUUAAUAAAUUUCUUCUAAUUCGUCUGUAAAAUUAAUAACAGAUAAAUAAAAAAAAAACUAUCGUUUAAAUGUUAUGAAUAAUUUUCAUUGUAAAAUUAUAUAAACGGAUCGGUCGUUGCACAGACUCGUUGUGUUUACUAUAUAGUAUAUAUACAUAUAUAUAUAUAAACAUAUACACACACAGACACACAAUGUAUGAUAUAAUCGGUAUUAAAACGAGACGAAUGAAUUAGCAUUGUCGAAAGAAAGAUUCCUCUAGGCAGACGUACACGUAACACAUCCACAAAAGAAGACUAAUACCAGUAGCUUUCACCGUAGACACGAUGAUUGCCCUCCGAACAAUGCAUACACACACAAAAGAUAACGAAGACUAAUAUUAGCGAUGUUAGUUUUAAUCGAGCGAUUGUAUUGUUUGACGUAGCAAGGGCUAUCAUGUGUUGAUGCCAGUACAAUGGCGUUAUUGCUCAUUGUAGUUGCUCAUCCUCAUUGUUUAUCGAAAGAAAUUGAGAGAUCGUAUACGUACAUAACCUCUCAAAAGCAUUAGGACACUUGAAAAAUUGUUUGAUGACUCAAUGUGAUUUUUAUUUCAUAUAUUUUAUACUGUUUUAGAUAUUAUUUUCGAAAUUUGAGAGGUUAAUUUUAGUUACCGUUCCGUUGUACAAUGGGGAACAUAAUAGACUUCCCUAGGGAAAAUGGCGAUCUAGGGGAAUCAGUAUUACCACUCGCGUGUAAAUGCUUACUAUUAGUAUUCUUGCAAGCUGAGUUAACGUGUGGUGAUUUUUGAGUAUUAUAACGAUUGGUAGCACCUCCUUCGCCAUUUUCCCUAGGAAAGCUACCAUGUUCGGUCUGUACACAUUUCAUAGGUGUAGGUCACGAUCGACCCAACCACUGCCAUUUGAAAAAAAAUAUCAAUCCCAGAAAUCAAAUUUUUCACAUAAAAAUGGGAAUAAUUGAAAGUUUCGUGCAAAAUUUUAAAUGUGUUCUAAUACUUUUGAGUGGCACUAUAAUUGUUAAACGAGUAGUUCCUAUUCAUUUCUCAUAUCCCCAAAUAACAGCAAACCUGUUCCCAUCGUUUUCGUUAAUAUUUAUUCAUGGAUACACGACAGAUUGAAACGGCACCCUCUUUUUUCCCGAUGAAAGACAACCGAAUAACGCACACAAUUAUUUCUAAAGCAGCGUUUUGAAUGAAACCCCUGUAUACAGUUAUUGUUUCCGAGAAGUAGAAUGAUAAAGUGAUUAUUGAGAGAAGCUCGAGAUACUAUUGUUCUGCACAAAAGGUCAUCGUAACGAAUUAACCUGGCAGUCAGGAAGGAUCUUUUUGGUGCGUUUAAUUAAAAUGACAGGAAGAAGAGAAACGCAUAUGCAUGUUCAUCUUCCGAGUAUUUUCAAAGGAACUUUCACUCGAGUAUUCAGUCGCUCGAUUGAGCCAAGUUAAUCGCAGACAACGAAAGGAAGAAUUAUCGUCAUUAUACUUUCGGUAAAAUGAUUUUACAGUAGACAUACCGUCUCCUUUUUACGACUAACGGUUGUAAAAUGAAGAACAAUCGACCGAGAAAAGAGAAACCGAACAUUUUCUAAAUUAUCUGAGAACACAGUUUUCUUGCGCAUUUCGAAUAAUCUUUGUUUUCCUUUAUUGGUAUAAUUUUCUGUUCGACGACUUUUACUCUUAUGACAAGUGGAGCCCAUUCUGGGGGGCUGAAAGAGGAAGAAACUUAGAAAGCACCACUGCUUUCUCUCUCGGCUCUGUCCGUCACUAAUCGGAUAUUUUCGUAACCACUGGCGUCGACGAAACAGUUUCUCGAUCUCAGAAAUCUAGUUUCCUAGUGUGAUUAGUAAAUUCCCUGCAUAUCCACUAGAAAAUUUUCUAUUGCAUUCUAUUUUCUAUUUUGCUAUUGUAAAAACUAGUGAUUUUUGCAGUGAUAUAUAGAUACCUUUCAGAAAAAUAGAAUUCCCCAAGCAGGGUUUGAAGUGGGAACCUAACCUAGUAAUCCCCCCAAGAUAUGUCUUUCCAUAAUUCCUUUUAUUAGGUCUCAUACCCUCUUUUAUUCCCUGCUAUGUAUCACACUACUCUGAAUCGCUUUAACAAAAAGAUCUUUCCUGCAGAAUGUUAGGUUAACCCAACUAUUCAUUAAAUACCUCAUCUUUCCUUGAGUGCUGUUUGCAAACAUUGCACAAACAGGAACUACUAUUGUAUCGAUGCGUCCAUAUAGUAGAAACCUGACACAUUUGUAGUGUCCGUAAAUGUUAAUUAAGAAAUCGGCUACGAUCGCUAUGCAUAUCAACCGAUGUGCAUUGUAACCAACGAUGUAAUCUAUACAUAUCAUGAUGCGUGAUCUACGUGUAUUAGGUAUUUAGCGUGUAAGGUAAGGAAAUAAACUAAGAAAAUCAUAAUUAAAAAAAAAAAGAAGAAACCAAAGACAUGUAUAUACGUAUUAUUAUAUAUUAUAAUUAUAGCGUUGUUAUCCUCUCGUUAAAUGGACCGAUGAGGGAGGGGGUGUUAGGUUAGGUACGCAGAAUUCGAGGAACAACUUUUUAGAGUUCCUCGAAACGUUUUUCGAAAAUGCAAGUGUGAAAAAGAAUGAUGAGAAUGAAAACGAUGGGCUGCCUGAACGCCGAAUGGAAAAUGGUUCCAGUUGAACUUAGUUGAUGAUGCUAAUGAAAAAAAAAAAAAAAAGUAAUCUGUAAUAUGUUAACAGAACAGCGACGUUCUUCGACUAACUAGCCUGCUUUUCAAACCGAAUCGUGUACUUACUGUUACAUAACCUUUGUCCUAUCUCGCCAGCUUGGGACGCCUACCUAUCCAUAGAGUAUUAUUAUUAUUAUGUGUAAAGAAAAAAACAAGAAAUGACAAAAGACGCCCAACUUAUCCCGUAAGAGUAUAUCCAUGUAUAUGUAUUACGAAAGCGUUAUUGUAUUAUACGAUACUAUUAUACGUGUAUAAUUGAGAAGUUGAACGCGAUGUUGAUUGUAAAUGUUAAAAAUAAACAGUGUAUAAAAAA